This is a messenger RNA of Drosophila subobscura, 2172 nucleotides long. Its product is annotated as protein phyllopod. Gene Ontology annotation, molecular function: zinc ion binding. Bases 267 to 1823 code for a protein of 518 amino acids. The record is from RefSeq and is a predicted model, not a curated record. Gene Ontology annotation, cellular component: nucleus. The transcript is spliced from 2 exons. Lineage: Eukaryota; Metazoa; Arthropoda; Insecta; Diptera; Drosophilidae.
CCACAUUCAAAAUUUGUGCGUGGAACCCAAAGGACGUUCCUCUCCGUGCUCGCUGGCUCGCUCGCUCGCGUCUCUCGUUCGCUCUCUCUGCGUUUGUUCGCGCCACCCACCCCCAAGGAGCUGAGGUUACACAGUUACACAGUUACAGUUACAGUUACGUUGGAGCAACUGCGGUUACAGCUCGAGUUACCGUUAGUUCUGCAGUGACGUCAAAGGCCGUCGAGUGUGUGUGCCCGGCCAGUGCUCGUGCGAAAAGUGUCGCCCAAAUGUCUGCCAACAAUCAUCACCAAGUGGAGCCCGCCGCCGCGGUGGCCGCUUCCCAGAAAUCCGCCUCCUCGGAAUACCUGAAGCGCACCUGCCUCAUCUGUGGCUGCCACACGAACCAGACCAUCAAUAUCUAUGAGCCGCGCUCCGGCCCCAACAUUGUGCAGUUGAUUCAGGCGAAAUUCAAGUUCCAGCCCCUCAAUGAGGACAAGUUUCUGUGCUUCAGCUGCAACAAUUGGCUCAUCAAUUGGCACUCGCUGCAGGCGCUGAACAGCAACGACGCCGACAGCCAGAGCCAAAGCCCCUCCGCCCAAAUGGGCAACAACAGCAGCGGCAGCCUCCUGCCGCAGGAGCGAGCGCGUCCCAUGGGUCGUCCGGUGGCCUAUGUGCAGCCACAGGUGCGCGCCAUUGCCAGGGUGCAGCCACAGGCCCAGCGACAACUGCAGCCCCAGUUCCAGCCACAACCUUUGGUACGGAUCCAGCCGCAGUCGCAGUUCCAGCAACAGCCGCAGAUCCGCGUGCAGCCACAGACGGCGUUCCAGCCUCAGCCGCAACAGCAGCGAGUGCGCAUCCAGCCCCAAGCCUCAUCCUCAUCCUCAACCCCAUCCCAGCCAAGGAUUCGCGUGCAGUCGCGGCUACGCGUGCAGCCUCGUCUCCGCGUCCACAACCCCUCACAGCCCCGCGGCAAUGUCAACCUGGCACCAGCGGCCAUCACCUACCGCAAGAGGAGCAGCAGCAGCCGGGGCUUUGGGUCCGCCGAUGGCAUGAGCAAGAUCCUCCGCCAGUGCUACCUGGAGAGCGUCAAGUUCUGGUCGCAGCCAAAGAAAAUAACGCAGCAGUCGCUGAACGACCAUCUGCGGCAGUUCCAGGAGAAGAGCAAUCUGCUGGGCAAGGUGCAGGGAGUGGCACCACGAAGGAAACAAGCGGCGGCCAGGGACACACCAGCAGCUGUUGCCCAGUUCCCCAACAAGGAGGAGGCUCCGGCACUGGCUCCUGCCUGCCCUGCAGCGCCUCCCACCCCGCCGACUCACCAAAGAUUCGCUCAGCCGAGUGUCGAUGGCAAGGUGGUGGCCAUGUUCCGACGAUUGGGCACCACGCUCAGCCGGGAGAGCUCAGUGGAUGGGGCGCAGCCAGCAGAGUCCUCAGCACCCACCACCUCAACCGCAACCGCAACAGCAAAGCCCCGCCCUCCGCAGAUCAUGAGCCCCAGCAAGCAGCGUCCGCGCUGGACGCGAACCCUGGACGAUGAUGAGGUCCUGCUGGAAUUCGAUAGCGUCAUUUCCGAGGUGCUGCCAGUGGCGUCAUCGCCGACAACAUCCUCACCACCGAGCACCGCAGCCAGGCGGUGCCUCAGCUAUCCAAUUACCAAUGAAAGGGAGCAGCAGGGGGAGGAGGAGGAGGAGGAGGAGCAGCAAGGGGAGGGUGUCAACGAGUUGGAGGAAAUGGAAGUGCUGCAGGAAGAGGAAGUGCACGACGAUGAAGAGGAAGUUUCCCACGGAGCAACCCUGGAGCAGUCGGGCCUGCGGCUGCCCCGCGGCCUCAGCAUUAGCCUGAUCUAAGGGGGAGCUCCCCCCUCAAAUGAAUAGUCAAAUUGAAUGCACAGAGAAAGCAUUACAUUACCAUAUUAGGCAUUAGCUAACGAAUGUCUUUAUCUAUUAGUACCUUGAAUUAUUUUAAUUGUUAGUCCAAAUAUCGUAUAUUAGCGCCUGACAAACAAAAACACAACAUAAAAGCAUACCUAAGAAUGUUAAGUUAAUGACGUGGAAAAGCUCUAUAUUUGAAAUAUAUUAGUGUUAAUCAACCCAACCAUUCCCCCCCACCACUCCCAACUCCACAGCCACCCCGCCACAUGCCAAUUUGUAGUUGAAUUUGUGUCUUUGCUCCAAAAAAAAAAAACGUAUUACAAAA